This is a messenger RNA of Linum tenue, 2361 nucleotides long. Lineage: Eukaryota; Viridiplantae; Streptophyta; Magnoliopsida; Malpighiales; Linaceae. The record is from the annotation of a GenBank genome assembly.
ACGGAUUCUCCCAUCUCUCCAGAAACAAAAGCCCCGCCACAUUCAUCCCUUUACCUCUCUGACUCGCGACUCGCGAUCUCCAUCUCCACCCUCCCGUCCCUACUCCAAUCCGACGGCCGCCAGCACCAAAACCCGUUUCCCAUCCCGCCGACCUCCCCCUGCUCCUCCUCUACUCUGCGUUUCCGCCUCCAUUCCCGACAGCCGCCGCCCGUCAGACCCGAUUUUCAUCCCGUCAUCCUCCCACUGCUCUUUCUCUGCUCUGCGCCUCCGACUCCUUUCCCGCCGCCCGCCCCGCCCCGCCCCGCCCCGCCGCCCUCUCCCUGCUCCUCUGCUCCGCCACCCUUCGACGCCUGACGGUCGACAUUCCCGCCAUUCCCACCUGCUCCUUCGCGGCUCCGCCUCCUGUCGACGAGUUAAAAACUUGAACGAGCUGUCACAGCUCAAGUCGGGGAAAGGAAGUCACCCACUUCUGCUCGUUGGGUGGUACUGGUAAGGAAACAUUUGUGUUGCAGGUUUGUUGACCAGUCUGGUUUUGAAAACAUAGGAGCGGGAGCAAGCUACCCUCUGGUAUUUUCUAUUUGUCGCUUGUGCUCUUUGUCAACCUCGUAAUCAAGGACCAGCAGAAGAAGAUGAAAGUAAAAGUAAUAUCACGCUCUACUGAUGAGUUUACUCGAGAAAGAAGCCAAGAUCUUCAGAGAGUGUUCCGCAAUUUCGACCCCAAACUUCGGCCUCAAGAGAAAGCAGUUGAAUAUGUCAGGGCACUUAAUGCUGCCAAGUUAGAGAAGAUCUUUGCAAGACCAUUUAUAGGAGCAAUGGAUGGUCACAUAGAUGCUAUUUCGUGUAUGGCGAAGAACCCCAAUUUCUUGAAAGGGAUUUUUUCCGGCUCUAUGGAUGGUGAUAUUCGCCUCUGGGAUAUAGCUUCCAGGAAAACAGUUUGUCAGUUUCCUGGUCACCAAGGUGCUGUAAGAGGCUUAACAGCAUCCACUGAUGGAAGCACCCUAAUAUCUUGUGGAACAGAUUGCACUGUUAGGAUUUGGAGUGUGCCAGUAGCUGCUACCUUGGAAUCAGAUCAUGCCUCUAAUAAGCCCAUCGAGGCCAAUGCAGUUUAUGUUGGAAAGAAUGCUUAUUGGGCCGUAGACCAUCAGUGGGGUGGUGACCUCUUUGCUACAACUGGUGCUCGAGUUGAAAUUUGGAAUCACAACAGGUCGCAGCCCGUAAACACUUUCGAGUGGGGGACAGAUACAGUUAUCUCCGUCCGGUUUAAUCCUGGGGAGCCAAAUCUUUUGGCCACGUCAGCUAGUGAUCGCAGCAUUGCGUUGUAUGACUUGCGCAUGUCAACUCCUGCAAGGAAACUUAUCAUGCAGACAAGAACCAAUUCCAUUGCUUGGAACCCCAUGGAGCCACUCAACUUCACAGCAGCAAAUGAGGAUUGCAGCUGCUAUAGCUAUGAUGCUAGAAAACUGGACGAAGCCAAAUGUGUGCACAAAGAUCAUGUUUCUGCAGUCAUGGACAUAGACUACUCUCCUACUGGCCGGGAGUUUGUAACUGGAUCUUAUGAUAGAACUGUUAGAAUUUUCCCAUAUAACGGUGGCCAUAGUCGGGAAAUCUAUCAUACAAAGAGAAUGCAAAGGGUAUUUUGUGUCAAAUUUAGCAGUGAUGCAAGUUACAUUAUUUCAGGGAGUGAUGACACUAACCUUAGGUUGUGGAAAGCUAAAGCAUCGGAGCAGAUGGGAGUUUUGCUUCCAAGGGAACAGAAAAAGCACGAAUACCAGGAAGCUGUCAAGAAUCGUUAUAAGCAUCUACCUGAAGUCAAAAGGAUAGUGAGACAUAGGCAUUUGCCAAGACCAAUAUACAAAGCUAAGGAGUUGCGCCGCACGGUGAUUGAUGCUGAGAAGAAGAAAGAGGAAAGGAGGAAAGCUCACAGCACCCCAGGGAGCAUCGUUACGGAAUCAGUGCGUAAAAGGAGGAUCAUUAGAGAAGUUGAGUAGUUCGUUCAGUUUUCGACGGGAUAGCGUUGUCGAGUUUGCAGGUUGCAUCGAAACUCUCAAGGCCAUAUGGGUAUCUUAUCAACCAUUCUGGAAGAGCUUUUGAUCAAACUAAGGAUGGGAUAAUGGUUUUGAUCGAUGCAAAUGUACUUGUGUUCUUUGGCGCAUCAAUAUUGUUUCUGUUUUUAUUAAUUAGGUUCUCCAGAACUAGUAAGGAUAAUAUCAUGUUAAGAAGGUUUAAGAUAAUAAUUGGUGGUGGGUCGAUCUCAAAUUGUGGUUCAACCAAUCACUUGACCACCCCAUCUAAUCUGGAUAAUAACCACUUUGUACGAUUUUUUAGUGGAUAAAAUAUCUCGGGUAUCACUUAAGUUUCAGA